Molecule: messenger RNA, 1020 nt
Organism: Rosa chinensis
Lineage: Eukaryota; Viridiplantae; Streptophyta; Magnoliopsida; Rosales; Rosaceae
Product: probable metal-nicotianamine transporter YSL6
Exons: 7
Cellular component (GO): vacuolar membrane
Molecular function (GO): oligopeptide transmembrane transporter activity
Source: RefSeq, a predicted model, not a curated record
UUACAGCUCUCCUACUCUUGGCACGGCUAUGUCAACCUUAUUCCAGCUUUCACUUUUGUACUUGCAGUUAUAUUCAGGGAGUUUUUGGCUCAGCGUUCCAGGUUGGUGUUCCAGGUUGGACUUUUUAGUCUUGUUCCGCUUCGCAAGGUUAUGGUUAUGGAUUACAAACUUACAUACCCCAGUGGGACUGCCACAACAAUGUUGAUCAAUAGCUUUCACACUAAAAGUGGUGCAGAGAUUGCUGGGAAGCAAGUGCAAUGUCUUGGAAAGUAUCUAAGCAUGAGUUUAAUUUGGAGCUGCUUUAAGUGGUUCUUCAGUGGUAUUGGAGAUUCAUGUGGGUUUGACAACUUUCCUAGCCUUGGAUUGACACUUUUUAAGAACACGUUUUAUUUCGACUCCAAUCCUACUUAUGUCAGAUGUGGUCUUAUUUGCCCUCACAUAGUCAACUGCUCAGUACUUCUUGGGGCUAUCAUAUCAUGGGGUUUCCUUUGGCCUCUCAUAUCCCAACAUGCUGGGCACUGGUAUCCAGCUGACCUUGGUAGCAAUGAUUUCAAAGGUCUUUAUGGAUAUAAGGUCUUCAUAGCUAUUGCCCUUAUUUUGGGGGAUGGUCCAUACAAUUUGAUCAAGAUUAUAGCCAUUACUAUCAAGGAAAUAUGCAAUAAAAGUAGUAAACAGAGCAAUCUUCCUUUGGUUAAAGAAAAGUUGGCAGAUGGUGAGAGUUCUGAAGUAACCCUGGAACAAAAAAAGAGGGAUGAGGUAUUUCUCAAGGAUAGAAUACCUCGAGGUGUGCAUUGAAGUGGCUGAUUAUAUACAGAGUUUGGUGUAAGACUUUUGGCUUCCAUGAUUUUGAGUAAGGCUAGUUUUUGCUUUGAAGCAAAGUUUGGUGUAGAACGUACUUUUGUAGUUGGUUGCUAAUAUGUUUCUAAGCUAGCCUUUGUAGGUUUUGGGUUUUAUUUUGUGAAUUAUGUUGAAUCAUGAAUUUGGAAAGAAAAUUAAUGGAAAGCUCCAAUUUUUGGGUGA